AUGUACCGUAAAAGGUUAGAUAAUUUCCGUUCACACCAUUCCGACAAUAGUAAAAGGAGUAACAAACAAAAAUCCCGCUUUCAGCGGGCAUGUAGAUCGGUUUUCUACAAUCGUGGUAAUAACAAAAAGUCACAGAGACGUGUGGAUAGUCUUGAAGAAAAACUUCAGCGUGCUAGACAACACCGUUUUCUAUUUUUACCUUCACAGCAUAUUAACAAACCUAUACAACAUGUGAAUUACCAUAACCCGUUCCGCCGACCCGCUCCACGUUAUCCAAGGGACGAUUCAAUUAGUACGACAAGUACUAGCUCGCCUGCCACCAAUUCACAACCCGUUCCCGUCGAAGAUGAGAACAUUUGGCACGACAAGCUGGGUAUUUGGAUUCCUAACAGUCUCCUUCCUUACGUAACAGAAGAACCUGUUUAUAUUUCUAAAAGACAGGCCAAACUCAAAGGUCAACAUUUUACGCCAGGCUGUGCGUAUUGGUUAGAUGGUAUUAAAAAACGUAAAGAAGCUCAUGAAUUAGCUUUACGUCAACAAAAAGAUCAAGAAGCAAAUGAUAAUGCUCGCCUCACUCUUGAAAAAGAACUUUAAGCCAGAGCUCAACUCUGGGGUACCUCUAUCAACCGUAUAGAAUAUCGUGAAGAUAUGACGAAAGACCUCACCAAUUUCCAGGAUCAUUAUCACAAGAAAAUCACACCUCUGAUUGAGCGUCGUGCUGAUCUAGAGAACAGGCUUAAACAGGGAAAAAACAUUUUCAAAACUAACAAACAAUUACUCCAGUUAGAACAGGAGCUUGGUCGUUUUAAUAUCGACUAUUUCUCAGUCAUGAACAUUGAUGACUACCAUUAUCGUUAUAAAGGACACACAUCCGAUGAUGCGAAACAACUUGAAAUCAGACCACAUAAACGUCCUCCUGUCUCGACUAUAAUU
Molecule: messenger RNA, 933 nt
Organism: Rhizophagus irregularis DAOM 181602=DAOM 197198
Lineage: Eukaryota; Fungi; Glomeromycota; Glomeromycetes; Glomerales; Glomeraceae
Source: RefSeq, a predicted model, not a curated record